GGGAGAUCCCUGUUCGAGGACGACGAUGCCGAGUGGAGAUGCGGACAAACGGAGCGUCGUUGCACAAAAGUCAACGGCACAGAGGAGGAGGCCCGUUCAGAAGCUGACAUCCACAAAGCAACUUGUCAUUUACAGCUACCUGAACGCAGGAAGCCACGGAGCAGGAAGCUGUCGCGAGCUAGCAAGUAAAUAAGUUUUUAAUCAACCCCAACGUGUCUAAACCCAUACCAAGAUGGUGGUGAAGAGGGCAGAGGUCUGUCGACGAAUCGUGUCCAAAGACGGCCGCAACAACGUGCGCAUCGACAAUGUGGAGGGCAUGGUCAAACUGUACCUGCAUGACAUCUGGACCACUGUGGUGGACAUCAAGUGGCGCUACAAGAUCACCCUCUUCGCCUCCACCUUCAUCUUCACGUGGUUCUUCUUCGGCGUGCUCUUCUACCUAAUCAGCUUGGGCAACGGCGACCUGGAACCCAACCUCAGCUCUAACCACACACCUUGCCUGGAGAACGUCAAAACCUUCACCGGCGCCUUCCUCUUCUCUCUGGAGUCCCAGACCACCGUUGGGUAUGGCUUUCGCUACAUCACUGAGGACUGUCCGUUGGCCAUCUUUACGCUGGUCGCCCAACUGGUCAUCACCGGCCUGGCCGAGAUCUUCGUCACGGGGGCUUUCUUGGCCAAGUUGGCGCGGCCCAAGAAGCGAGCGGAGACCAUCAAGUUCAGCCGGUGUGCCGUGGUUUCCCGCCGACAGGGCCAACUAUGCCUCAUGGUUCGAGUUGCAAACAUGCGGAAGAGUCUGCUCAUCCAGUGCCAGCUCACCGGAAAGCUCCUUCACACCUACGUCACCCAGGAGGGCGAGAGGACCCUAGUCCACCAGACUUCAGUGGAUUUCUUCAUGGACUCCAGCAGCGAGUGCUCAUUCCUCAUCCUGCCGCUGACUUUCUACCACAUCCUGGACGAGCGCAGUCCGUUGGCCGGCCUCAGUGCGGAAAACCUGCGCAGCCGCGACCUGGAGCUGCUGGUGACGCUCAACGCCACCAUGGAGUCCACGGCAGCCACGUGCCAAAGCAGGACGUCUUACAUACCCAGCGAGAUCCUGUGGGGCUACGAAUUCAAGCCGGUGAUCUUCAGCACGCCCGGCGGGAGGUACGUGGCGGACUUUAACUUCUUCGACAAGGUGCAGGUGAGCAACGACGCCGCCUUCCUCAACAACGCGGAGAAGCUGAAGAUGGAGGAUGACUACAAGAAAGAGUAG
Messenger RNA from Syngnathoides biaculeatus (alligator pipefish), 1252 nucleotides. RefSeq names its product potassium inwardly rectifying channel subfamily J member 15 (gene kcnj15). Gene Ontology annotation, molecular function: inward rectifier potassium channel activity. The transcript has 3 exons. Gene Ontology annotation, cellular component: plasma membrane. Bases 233 to 1252 code for a protein of 339 amino acids. NCBI's taxonomy places the organism in Eukaryota, Metazoa, Chordata, Actinopteri, Syngnathiformes, Syngnathidae. Gene Ontology annotation, biological process: regulation of monoatomic ion transmembrane transport; potassium ion import across plasma membrane. The record is from RefSeq and is a predicted model, not a curated record.